Molecule: messenger RNA, 1565 nt
Organism: Stegastes partitus (bicolor damselfish)
Lineage: Eukaryota; Metazoa; Chordata; Actinopteri; Pomacentridae
Product: BTB/POZ domain-containing protein KCTD12-like
Exons: 1
Coding region: 90-884 (264 amino acids)
Biological process (GO): protein homooligomerization; regulation of G protein-coupled receptor signaling pathway
Cellular component (GO): signaling receptor complex; postsynaptic membrane; presynaptic membrane
Molecular function (GO): protein binding
Source: RefSeq, a predicted model, not a curated record
CACACAGACAAACCAAUAUAAACAUUUCUGUACAGUGAGGAUACUCCCCAACUCUCAGGUUCCCUACAGGACUCAGCACACGGGCAGAGAUGGCACUAACCGAGCGACAAAGUUCAACUUUCCCUGAGAUAGUGGAGCUGAACGUGGGCGGGCAGGUGUAUGUGACCCGUCUGGAGACUCUCACCGCGGCGCCCAACUCUCUCCUCUGGGCCAAGUUCACCCAGAGCUCCCCGGCGGAGCUGCCCAAAGAUAGCAAGGGCCGCUUCUUCUUCGACCGGGACGGCUUUCUCUUCCGCUACAUUCUGGAUUACUUGCGCGACUCGGAGCUUUUCCUGCCCGAGUUUUUCAAAGAGAAGCGGAGGCUACAGAAGGAAGCGGACUUCUUCCUACUGCCGGAGCUGUCGAAGCGCCUGGCGGCGGCCAGCAAGGACAGCUCGUACACGGAGGACAGCGGGGACCCGGAGGAGGCUGAGCUGCCAAGCCCGGUCACCUCCUCCUCGGACCGGGCGCUGCGCUCCCCCGGGGCCAACGCGGGCUUCAUCACCGUCGGCUACAGAGGCAGCUACACCAUCGGGAGAGACAUCCAGGCGGACGCCAAAUUCCGCAGGGUGGCCAGAAUAACCGUGUGCAGCAAGAUCUCUCUGGCCAAAGAGGUGUUUGGAGAAACCCUGAACGAGAGCAGGGACCCGGACCGGCCGCCUGAUAAGUACACCUCCAGGUACUACCUCAAGUAUAACUUCCUGGAGCAGGCGUUUGACCGGCUGGCCGACGCUGGCUUCCACAUGGUGGCCUGCAGCUCCACCGGGACCUGCUCGUACGGCAGCAGUGAUCCCGGAGAGGACAAACUGUGGACCAGCUACACCGAGUACGUGUUCUGCCGAUGAGCGCGUAGGAGUGCGUUCAAGCUCAACCCGGGGGAAUAAAAAACAUUAGUUGCAUUAAUUAACACCCAAAAGUGGCAGUUUAAGCUUUCGGUUUCUUCUGUUUUUGUCACUCUUGUGCUCACAAUAGGAUCAGGAUGCAACCAGAGCCAACUUUUCUGGCGUUUGUCUCCUUUCCCCUGCUCUAAAUCUCAUUGUGGGAAAGCAAAGACAAAGUGACUUCUCUGAUAUGUCACUGAGUCCUCAGCUGGGUUAUUUUAAGGCCUCAUAACCUUUCUGGCUUUUACAAAGGCUGUUUUGUUCUUGAGCAAAUGAGACAAAUGGUUCCUCUGGGUGGCGGAAAUGUUUGGAGCUGCUUUCUUUUGAUCCUUCCUGAGUUGUGCUUGCAUCUUCAUGUUACUGCAGAGAGGCUACCGGGAAACACGUCGGCUAGGACUUGCACUGUAAAUAGUCUGGUUUUGACCUGUAGCGUGCUCCUGUAAUCUACCUUUAUCUUCCCCUGCCUUUAAUUUUGUAUAUUGAGUGGUUUCGAUGGUGUGGCUCUUUUAUUAUUGCUUACAGUACCACUGCUUUCAAAAUUACACAAUGGGAUGUUUUUUUUGUGUGCCAUCUUUGGGUGGAUGUAAUUGUUUUCUGCUUAGAUAUAAAGGUACAGCAAAUAAAGUGUGACAUUGGAACAUUUUU